AUGGAUUUGGAUAAAAUAAGUGAAACAUAUACUGAUAUAGCGUAUCAAACAGAAGUAUACAACAGUGAAUCAUUGAAUGAUAAAUGUGUGACAGAAAACCAGACAUUAAGUGCUUCUAAUGAUAGUGGUUUAGGCAAAAAUUGUAACGCACAUUUGGUGAUCGAGAAGUUUAUUUACGAAAUGAGUUCCACUUUGAAAAUUGUUUACGAUUUUAUAAAGGACACCAGUCUUGUAUUGAAGGGAAAAGAUAUCAAACCGGAGAAUAGACGUGAAAUAUUUGACAAAGCUUACAAAACGUAUCAUCGUAUGUCACUAGUUGUGGAUAAUUUGACAAACAUAUUGAAAAGGGAGGAGGAAGCUAAGACGACAGUGAUCACACUACUUGAGCGAGCUGGAAUCGAUGUGGCUAAUAACAAGUUAAUUACCAAAUACAAGCAAAUAGUUAGUGCAUAUUUGGAGCAAAUUGAUCUCUUACAGCAAGCUUUAAAAAUUAUUUAUAUUACUACAAAUAGUAAUUUAAUAUCAUCUAACAUAGAAGUUACCAGUACAUGUUACUAAUCUAUAGUUUAUUAUUAAAAGUUCUGCUCACUGUUCAUACUCACAGUUCCUUAACGACCCUUUAGUGUUAGUAAAAGAAAUCUUUACUAAAGAACGUAAUAAAUAACUUUAGACUGUGAGACAGUGUCUAGUUGAAUUCAAUAGAAAUGAGAAAUUUUA
Papilio machaon (common yellow swallowtail) is the source of this 717-nucleotide messenger RNA. RefSeq lists its product as uncharacterized. The transcript has 4 exons. The coding region runs from base 1 to 558 and encodes 185 amino acids. The record is from RefSeq and is a predicted model, not a curated record. Lineage: Eukaryota; Metazoa; Arthropoda; Insecta; Lepidoptera; Papilionidae.